Myxocyprinus asiaticus (Chinese sucker) is the source of this 4980-nucleotide messenger RNA. RefSeq names its product paired box protein Pax-7. Gene Ontology annotation, biological process: anatomical structure development; regulation of transcription by RNA polymerase II. The record is from RefSeq and is a predicted model, not a curated record. Bases 325 to 1848 code for a protein of 507 amino acids. Gene Ontology annotation, molecular function: RNA polymerase II cis-regulatory region sequence-specific DNA binding; DNA-binding transcription factor activity, RNA polymerase II-specific. NCBI's taxonomy places the organism in Eukaryota, Metazoa, Chordata, Actinopteri, Cypriniformes, Catostomidae. The transcript is spliced from 9 exons.
CCCAGGCAGCAAACAGGAGCUGUAAUCACAACUAGAACCUCUCAUUUAUUCAAGGCAAUCAAAAAUAUUUACUUCCAAUUGCUUCAGAGCACGCUUCUUGCUUUAGAUUGCUCAUCCAGGGCUAGGCAUCAACUGCAAGAACAAAUCUGACUUUUUCUUCUGGGCACUGUCCUCUGGUGUGUUUGGAUUUCUUUUGUGAUUUACCUAUCAAUUUUUAAAAGAUUGGACCUGCUACAGUUGCCACGGUGCAAACUCUGGACCUUUCUGUGUGCUUUGCUUCUUUAAUUUAUUAUUGAAAGUUUAAAUUGAUUGAAAGUAGCUGCAAUGGCUACUUUACCAGGAACAAUUCCUCGAAUGAUGCGACCAGCACCAGGCCAGAACUACCCUCGAACUGGAUUCCCCUUAGAAGUCUCAACGCCUCUGGGUCAAGGUCGAGUGAACCAGCUUGGUGGAGUUUUCAUCAAUGGAAGGCCACUGCCAAAUCAUAUUCGACACAAAAUAGUGGAAAUGGCCCAUCACGGCAUCCGACCCUGUGUGAUCUCAAGGCAGCUGAGGGUUUCACACGGCUGUGUGUCCAAAAUCCUCUGUCGGUACCAGGAGACCGGUUCCAUUCGCCCUGGAGCUAUAGGUGGAAGUAAACCCAAGCAAGUUGCAACACCCGACGUCGAAAAGAGGAUUGAGGAAUACAAACGCGAGAAUCCAGGGAUGUUCAGUUGGGAAAUCCGGGACAAGUUGCUGAAGGACGGGGUGUGUGACAGAGGCACGGUUCCUUCAGGUGAGGCCUCUUCCGUAAGUUCAAUUAGUCGGGUUUUGAGGGCUCGUUUUGGCAAGAAAGAUGACGAUGAAGACUGUGAUAAAAAGGAUGAAGAUGGAGAAAAGAAAACCAAGCACAGCAUCGACGGGAUUCUCGGAGAUAAAGGUAAUCGCACAGAUGAAGGUUCAGACAUUGAGUCAGAGCCAGACCUACCCUUAAAGAGGAAACAGAGACGAAGCCGUACCACCUUCACUGCCGAACAGUUGGAGGAACUAGAGAAGGCCUUCGAGAGAACACACUAUCCCGACAUCUACACCAGAGAAGAGCUGGCACAGAGGACCAAACUGACCGAGGCUCGUGUACAGGUGUGGUUUAGCAACCGAAGAGCCAGGUGGCGCAAACAAGCAGGAGCCAAUCAGCUCGCAGCAUUCAACCACUUGUUGCCUGGAGGAUUCCCGCCAACUGGAAUGCCAACCUUAUCCACUUAUCAGCUUCCAGAAUCGACGUAUCCCAGCACUACUCUCUCACAAGAUGGCAGUGGUACGUUACACCGGCCGCAACCUCUCCCACCUUCCUCCAUGCAUCAGGGUGGGCUCUCGGCCGACAGUAGCUCUGCCUACGGCCUCUCGUCCAAUCGCCACACCUUCUCCAGCUAUUCAGAAACUUUCAUGAGCCCGUCAGCUUCAGGCAACCACAUGAACCCCGUAAGCAACGGCCUCUCGCCACAGGUGAUGAGUAUUUUGAGUAAUCCCAGUGCGGUCCCCUCCCAGCCUCAGCAUGAUUUCUCCAUCUCUCCUCUCCACGGCAGCCUGGAGGCAUCUAACCCCAUCUCUGCAAGCUGCAGUCAGCGUUCAGACCCCAUCAAGAGUGUGGACAGUCUAGCCUCCUCCCAGUCUUACUGCCCCCCAACGUACAGUGCCACCAGCUACAGCAUGGACCCCGUCGCUGCUGGCUACCAGUACAGCCAAUAUGGCCAGACUGCUGUUGACUAUCUGGCCAAGAACGUGAGUCUGUCGACUCAGCGAAGGAUGAAGUUGGGCGAUCAUUCUGCGGUGCUGGGACUUCUUCAAGUGGAGACAGGACAAGCUUACUAAAUCCGCCCGAAUGCUUGGACACCUGAUGUCCCAUCUAACCACCUCCUUGAACCUGAAGGAGAUUUUUAACGCAACGUACUCAACUGCGUUUCAACGUGUGUGUAGUCCAGAGAGCCAUUACUCUAAGAUUUUCGAGAAAAAAAAACUCUUGCCAUUCCAGUGGAUGUGACCGACUGUCUUUACGUAAUUUUGGGCUGGUUUUGCUUCGGAUUCAAAUUUGCAUAAAAGGACCAACGGCAUGUCAACGGACACUGCGUACACUAAUGAUGCAUUCCGAGCCAUUUCCGAAAUGCACUUUCACCUUACUGUGCAUAGUUGUGUUUGAACCUCAGUGUCAUUAAAAUGGAAAAUCUCGCUGGUUUUCUGUUGAUAUUGUUAUUACGAUUGCCCUCACAGUUGUUGUAAUUAUUAUUAUUGUAACUAUUGUUUCGUUUCAUUGUUUUGGAAUCCACACGUAGCAUUUUUUCUCAUUUGAAUCCUAAGUCUUUCUGAAAUGCUCGCCAUGGGCGAAGAUGGGGUUUGUGUGUGUGUGUGUGUUGAAAGUGUGACUGCUGGUUUUCCACUUUCUAUACCUCUAGAGCCAUAAUGUUCCUGAGCGAUUUGACCUUCACUGUCAUCAUAUUUCACUUGACAUUCCAUACGAACAUUGCCACUCUGUGGGAAGUCUAGCUUUGGGUAUUCUGUUGGGAAUUAGUAGUGCUUUUUGGAGGAAAUUUUGUUUUCCCCUUUUUCCUCAAAUUACGCUCUAUCCUUAGUGAUCUUCUUGGGGGAAGAAAUCGCCAUUGUUUGGAAAACAGGAUUUGGACAAAAGCUGUUAAUGUUAUUUUAUUUUUAUUUUAAGGGAGGAGCAAGACAUUGUGCCCAAUCUAGAUGGAAAAAAAAAAAAAAAAAAAAAAAAUGAAGCCACAAUACUUUAUCAGUAUUUUGUCUUGUUUUCCAGUAAACAUAUCUCAACAUCCUUAGAAGCUAGAUGGCUUAGGAUACUAAGUCUUGUUUUCAGAGAAAUCUAAAAAAAUAUUUUGAAGGUUAUGCUUAAGGCAAGAAAAACUAUUUUCCAAUGGGGUUUCCCCUUUAAAAAAAGUUUUUUUUUUCCUUACCCAAUUGGCAAAUAUGUUUUUCUUGUUUAAAGCAUACAUUUCACCAAAUUUCGUUAGAUUUCUUUUAAAACAAUGCAUUUUGUCUUAUGCCAUUUUGUAAGUAAAUUAAAUCUUGUUUUAUGUAUGUUGUCUUGGAAGACAAAAAUACUGAGUUGGAAAAUUAUUUUUGGCUGAUGUUAAACAUUCCUCAUAGACUAUACAUCUUUGAUUAAAUAAGUGUUUUUUAGACCAAGUAUACAUUUCAACAUUCCUUACAGUUCAGCUCAUGAAUGGAUUACAAGCUGUAUAUUCAUAUGCACACUGAGCAAUCAAAUAAUCAUUUCAGGAAGUAAAGGGCACCUCAAACUCAUUCAUGCAUUCUCUUUCUCUGUUUUUCAAUUUCUCUCUCCGUUUUUGUAACAAAAGAAUACAAAAACAUACACUAUAUGGCCAAAUGUUUGUGGACACCCCCUUCUAAUUAAUGAAUUUGGUUACUCCAUUAAAUCCAGUAAAGAAAAAUCUUAAUGUUUCUUUAUGUAAUGGCUUGGGCUUUGUGGGCUUCCAAAUUUGUGGCAACUGUUUGGGGAGAGCCCUUUUCUGUUCCAGCAUGACAAUGCCCCUGUGAACAAAGUGAUGUCCAUAAAGAAAUGGUUUACUGUGUCUGGCAUGGAAGAAAUUGACUGGCCUGCACAAAGCCCAGACCUGAACCCCACUGAUCACUUUUGGGGUGAACUGGAACAACAACUGUAAGUCAGGCCCCAUUGACCAACAUCUGUUCCUGACCUCACUGAUAGCCUUGUGUCUGAAUGAGAGCAAAUCCCUGCAGUCAUGUUAUUACAUACAGUAUAGUGGAAAGCCUUCCCAAAAGAGUGGAAGCUGUUAUUACAGCAAAGGGGGAAAUUGAUGACUAAGGUUUUGAAAUCAAAUGUUCAUCAAGCACAUAUGGUGUCCACAAACUUUUGGCCAUAUAGUGUAGAUUAUCAGGGCUCCAGUAAUUUAAGAAUUCAUGCAUUCAAAGGAAUGUGCAAAAUAAGUAGUGAAUUUUCGACAUUUGUGUAGCACUCACGGGUGACAUUUUGACACAAACAUGGAAUUGUACAGUAGAUAAAGCAGAUAGUUUAUUGUUUGUUUAUAAAGAAUAUGUUUUAUACUAAAACAAAAAAGGUGUUGUGUGGUAGAUGACACAGGGGAUAUGUGUAAGUCUAAUAUUGUAAUUUUGUGUUUAUAUAUACUGCUUUCAUUUCUUAACUUUUUAAUAGUUAUUAUGUAUAAUUUUUCUUAGGAUUCAAAGUGUAUGUAAAAACCUCUCGAUACAAAUUACAUAUGUAAAAUUGUAUGGAAGGUGAAUCAUAUUGUUUAUGAUUCCCACUAACUUCAAAUUUGCUGAUGUCAGGUGAUAAUUUGGGAUAUGUGCUUAAGGAAGAGCACAUAUGUGGAUCCACAAUUAAGAUAAUUGUCAAUAACACUUAAUAUUGACAUUCGAACCUUUAAGAAACAGAGACUUUGCAAUGUAUGUGACAGAUGGAUAAUAUAACAGACUGUGUGAAUACACCGCAGUUUUUGGUGCUAAAUGACUGCUUCUAACUCAAAGAAUUCCUCAGAAUGCAUCUUGAAAUGGACGUCUUAUUGGUGUGUUCUUGGAUGUGUGUAUGACGAAGAGAACUCUUAAAGGAACCACGUGACCCAAACCCCGCCUCCUUCCCUUUCAACUGUCUAUAAUCUUAUAAAACCACCACAAAUGAGGAAUGAAAUUUAAACUGCUUCUAGUAUAGAACACCCAUGGCUAACACCUUUGUUAAUCAACAUUUGGAAAUCAAAAGUAUGUUACCCAUCAUGCCUUUCUGGGACAUCAAAAUGGGCACCUGAUUUCGUUAGCAUUUGUGUUUAUGCUUUACUCCAUUUCCUUUCAGCAUGUGUGUAUGUUGCCAUGGUAUAAUUUAUUCUGCUGUAUGAAGUUGUAGCUUUAGUGGGAACCUUGUAUUUGGUAUUUACUACCUUCAGCCUGUUGGUGUCUUUACUGUAUCACUGGCGUAAAUGUUAUCAAUUAAAGAUCUAA